Messenger RNA from Myxocyprinus asiaticus (Chinese sucker), 2071 nucleotides. It is a transcript of the gene gpd1b, whose product is annotated as glycerol-3-phosphate dehydrogenase 1b. Gene Ontology annotation, biological process: glycerol-3-phosphate catabolic process; carbohydrate metabolic process. The transcript is spliced from 8 exons. The record is from RefSeq and is a predicted model, not a curated record. Gene Ontology annotation, cellular component: cytosol; glycerol-3-phosphate dehydrogenase (FAD) complex. The coding region runs from base 122 to 1174 and encodes 350 amino acids. Lineage: Eukaryota; Metazoa; Chordata; Actinopteri; Cypriniformes; Catostomidae. Gene Ontology annotation, molecular function: protein homodimerization activity; glycerol-3-phosphate dehydrogenase [NAD(P)+] activity; NAD binding.
CUAUGCGCGUAAAGGGUGUGAGGGGCGUUCACGGACUAUAAAAGCGCGUCGCUCCGGUCCGGCAGCGGCUCUCGAACACACAGGUGUCCUUCAGCCCGUCCAGCCGGGACCGACGCUCAGCAUGGCCGCCAAGAGAGUCUGCAUUAUCGGCUCCGGCAACUGGGGCUCUGCCAUUGCCAAGAUCGUGGGUGCCAAUGCAGCAAAGUCCAGCACGUUUGAGAGCACAGUCAGCAUGUGGGUGUUUGAAGAGAUGAUCAACGGACGCAAACUCACCGAAAUCAUCAACACCGAGCAUGAGAACGUCAAAUACCUUCCUGGACACAAGCUGCCACCCAAUGUGGUAGCGAUUCCAGAGCUGUUGGACGCAGUGAAGGAUGCAGAUAUCCUCAUCUUUGUCAUACCUCAUCAGUUUGUGUCCAGAGUCUGUGAAACCAUUAAAGGUCACAUCAAAUCAGACGCUGUGGGGAUGUCCCUCAUAAAGGGUGUGGAUGAGGGUCCUGACGGGCUCAAACUCAUCUCUGAUGUCAUUAGGGAGAAACUGGGCAUCACUAUGACUGUGCUGAUGGGAGCCAAUCUGGCCAAUGAGGUGGCUGCUGAGAAAUUCUGCGAAACCACAAUCGGGUGUAAAAGCAAAGCUCACGGGCCGCUGCUGAAAGAACUCAUGCAGACGCAGAACUUCCGUGUGACGGUGGUGGAAGAGGCAGAUGUUGUGGAGAUCUGUGGAGCGUUAAAGAAUAUUGUGGCUGUUGGUGCUGGUUUCUGUGACGGUCUAGAUUUCGGUGACAACACUAAAGCCGCUGUGAUCCGUCUGGGUCUGAUGGAGAUGAUCGCUUUCGCUCGGAUAUUCUGCAAGGCCAGUCCGGUCUCGCCCGCCACGUUUCUGGAGAGCUGCGGCGUCGCUGACCUCAUCACCACCUGCUAUGGAGGACGCAACCGCAAAAUUGGGGAAGCGUUUGCAAGAACAGGAAAAUCUAUUGAAGAGCUUGAGAAGGAAAUGUUAAAUGGACAGAAACUUCAGGGUCCAGCGACCGCAGCAGAAGUUCAUCAGAUCUUAAAACACAAAAACCUGGUGGAAAAGUUUCCUCUGUUUAAUGCAGUUUAUCAGAUCUGUUUUCAGGGUCAACCGGUGAAAGAUUUCAUCACAUGUCUACAGAAUCAUCCAGAACAUAUGUAACUGCUGUAAAUGUUCUCUCUGAACACUGAACCAGAUGUGGAUUUCUUCUUUGUGCAUCAUGAAGCCUAUUUAUCUAAUUUGAAAUGGCCUUUCUGAGUUUUUUAAAAACUAUAUACAAAUGUUAUAAUGAUGCAUAUAUAAGGUGAUUUUAUUUUGCAUUGUGGAGGAAGUUUGUCCUGUCUUCUGGCCCAUACUCACAGUGGAGUAUUUAAUCAUUUGUUUUUAUAGGUUUUUUUUUUUUUCAACAGCUUUUCAAUUUUUUAACAGCUUAUUUGAGGAAGAAAGUGCCUUAAAGUUGAGAUUUUAAAAGGUCUUGUAUGCUCAUGUAAUACGUGCCAAAAACAUAUCUCUAUAUUAAAUUGAUAACACAUCUAAUUCAUAACGCCUGGCAAAGGUUUUGUGAGUCAGUCACAAAAUGAUUUGUACGUUUUCUCUAACAAAGCUAAUGUUGAAUCAUUUGUAGAGUGAUCAUGCAGUCGAGUGAACUGUGAUAUUACUCUCACACACAUACUGGAAUGUGACCUUUACAUUGACACCUCUCUCUAACACACUAAACUUUGACCUUUAAAAGAUUAGGGUUCAUCCUAUGACCUUUACUUGUGAGCUAGCAGAUCAAAUCACUCCACACCAAAACACAAAAUAAACACAGGCCCUGACUUAACAUGAUUGAAGAUGUAAAACUUCAUUUGGCAAAAUGAAUUUCAUUUCAAUCGCCAUUUUCAAUAGUGGUUUGCCAUUCUUUCUAUCAGCAACAUAAAACAAACCUUUGUUGAAAAUCUCAUUACAUUUAAUAAUAGGGAUGAAUCGUUCAUGUGAUAGCUAUUUUGCUUUGCUGCCAGAUGUUCAAUCAACUGAGAUUUCUUUGUAUUUCAAGAAAAAAUAAAUAUGUGAGCUCAA